Molecule: messenger RNA, 4248 nt
Organism: Carassius carassius (crucian carp)
Lineage: Eukaryota; Metazoa; Chordata; Actinopteri; Cypriniformes; Cyprinidae
Gene: rbm20
Product: RNA binding motif protein 20
Exons: 14
Coding region: 503-3775 (1090 amino acids)
Biological process (GO): regulation of RNA splicing
Cellular component (GO): nucleus
Molecular function (GO): zinc ion binding; mRNA binding
Source: RefSeq, a predicted model, not a curated record
ACAGGGGCCCCGUUGUUCCCCACAAAAUGUUAAUGGCCGGAAAUAUUAAUAAUCUUGUGCAUGGGGCUCUGGCCUUUGAUGAUCUGUUGACGAAACUGAUCCGGCAGUUUUGAGUGACUGGCUAAUGGCAUUCCUCACACUUGCUCUAUCAUUGGCUGGAGAGAGAAUGAAAGUGUACGGCAGCCCUCGGGGACUCCCAAAUGGUCAAGUGCCUUUAACGUCCCUGCUUCAUCCCAGCUUUACUACCAGCCCCUUUGAGCACCCUUUUUUAUCCACACUUUUUUUAGCCGUUUGAGGGUCUGGCAGACGCUCAGUGAGAGGGCGUGAGUGGGCUAACUUUCAUUACUGCUACUGAUCCCAGAGUCACCGGAGGCCGAUCCAAAACAACACGGCUGCACAGAAAGACUGGACCUCCAUCGGGAUUCAGUGCAGAAAAACCUCCUGUGACUCUUGGGAAGCAGCUCGUUGGAUUUUCUUGUGGGUAGAAAGUUUUUUUUCUACCAUGAAGCAAACUUGGGACAAGGGAGUUUUUGAGAACGGCCAGUCAAACAUUCCAGGGAAUGUUGGGAAAGCUUCCGCGGAACACCUCCAGAGUACCUCAGGAGAAAAGCUUGAUAAUAAGUCCGCUCCUCUGGCUGGUACUCAUGGAGGAGUGGGUCAGAACCUACUGCUGAGUCCUGCCAGUCUUCAGCUAGCUCAGCUUCAGGCCCAGCUCACCCUACACCGCCUCAAACUCGCCCAGACUACCAAUACCGCUGCUGCAGCCACUGUCUUAAAUCAGGUUCUUUCCAAUGUGGCCAUGUCCCAACCUCUCUUCAACCAUCUUCGGGGUUCCAGCAUAGCUCAGGCCCACAGUGGGGCAUUUCCACCUACACCCAUAGCCUUCCCACCACCAAGUGCUGGAUUGGGACAACUGGUUGGUGGUGGCUUUGCCCCAAAUCCCACUGGAAUCAGGCCCAUCAACUACAGUGGGGUGUCCAACCAGAAACCUAGUCAGCACAAUGAUUUUGGCAAAAAGCCUGGCACAUAUGCAACGGACACGGACCGUCGCUUGCAUUUUGGAUAUUUGGGAGGAGCUUCAGUGGUCACUAGUAAAGCAUGUGAUGGAGGACAGUAUGGUGGAGCCUCUAACCAACCCAGAAACAAUGUCCACAGCAAUUUUCAAAGAGACUUCUACUCCUCUGAAACACCAGUACAACAAACUGGUUUCAUGGGAGGAAACAAUGAUCAGAAUCUGGGAUCAGCCUCUAAGGAUCAAUGGAAAGGUCCAAUCAACUUGGGGAAGAUGGAUAUAGGUACAGGAAUAGGUUCUGGGGGUUGGGUACCACCUGGACCAGGGUUUGUGGGUCAAAGGGCAGAGUUGUACAACCCAGAGGAACCCACAGCAGAUCCUAAGUUCAACUCGACAUGUGGCCCAGGAGUUGGCCCACCCAUUGGACAGCAAGGGGGAAUUCAACAGCAGCCACAGGUUUCUCAGGGAGAGGAAGGGGUGACCUUGCAAUUGCAACCCCACCAGUUCAAUGACUAUCAUGGGACAAUACCUUCACACCUACCCCAUCAGUGCACCAUUUGUGAGAAGAAGGUUUACAACCUGAAGGACUGGGACCAGCAUGUGAAGGGCAAGUUACAUCUGCAGAACUGUUCACUCUACACCGAAAGCCCGACGCUCGGAGCAGUGCACUUUCCAGUGUCGUCUGAAGGAUGUCUCAACAUGGCAUUGAGUAACACUAUGGCAUACACGUCGGCUGCCAGUCAAGAUGCUUCAACUGGAAGUGCUUCAUAUUUCCCUGCCACAUCCAUGAAGUCAUUUCCUCUCGCAGCGGUGGGAUUUACUUCGCACCAAGCAGGGGUAAAGUUUGUUCAGCGUAAAGCCUGUCCCGGACGGGUCGUGCACAUCUGUAACCUCCCGGAAGGCAGCUGCACGGAGAAUGACGUCAUUAACUUAGGGCUUCCCUUCGGCAAAGUGACCAACUACAUCCUCAUGCGCUCGACGCAUCAGGCUUUUCUGGAAAUGACAUACGUGGAGGCGGCGCAGGCGAUGGUGCAGUACUACCAGCUGCAGCCGGCUACCAUCAACGGACACAAGCUACUGAUCCGCAUGUCCAAGAGAUACCAGGAGCUGCAGCUGAAGAAACCAGGUAAAGAUGUUGAUUCUAUAAUCCAAGACAUCACUUCCCAGAGAGAGCGAGACGAGAUGCAGGAGAUUGACAGGUAUUUGCCGGAGCGUGCCAGAUCACGCAGUCCAGUCAGUCGUUCUCUGAGUCCGCGCUCACACAGUCCCAGCUUCACUUCCUGUAGCUCCGCCCACAGUCCAUCGGGGCCGUCCUGUCGGCCAGACUGGAGCAAUGGCAUGGGGCCCCGCCGGACCUCUUGGGACUGGACAUCCCAUUCCCGAUGCGACGAGGACCCCCGCGAAAGAGACGGCUGGAGGAACGAGGAGGAAGAGAAGCCUAAUGGAUGGCUGUAUGAGCGCAGGAAACCCUACCUUAAAACCGGGGACCGGAUCAGCCCACGUAUGGGCCCCGGGGACGAGCGAGGCAGGGACUGGUACCCCCGCGGAAGCCCUCUGGGUUCAUCCUUCUCCUCCUAUCACUCCACAGACGACUUUUACAAGAAAGACUCGCUGUACAAGACUGAUAAACAGAACAGGCCACAACAUCAGAGACAUGAGGGGAAAACAAAGAGAAGGGAAGGCGGAGACUACCACAGACCCAGACGCUCAGAGUCAGACGUGACGGACGACACACACUCCAACCGGACAGCUGAAGACAGAGGACGCAGCAAGAGGCCAAGCCGGAGACAAGAUAAAGAGGAGAAGGAGUCCGAAAAUCAGAAGGAAGAACACAGAGUCAAAGAAAGAUCAACAUCUCCUCAUAACAGCAAACCUGUAAAGUCUUCAAAGUGUGACAAAGAUGGUGACAGUGAGGGACCGGAAAGUGUAGAUGAUGGAGAGGAGGAGAGCUGGUAUCCUAAAAGCAUGGAGGAACUGGUCACCGUUGAUGAAGUUGGUGGAGAGGACGACUCUAUAGUUGAACCUGAUCUACCUGAUCUUCAAGAGGAGGACCAGAGAGUCGAGCCCAGUCAGUCGACCACAGACAGCCCUAAACCAAAUGCAAAGACCCCAGCAGAAGGCGAAGAGACCACGGUGGACGCUCCUUCCCUUCCACUCCUGGAUCUGGUCCCAGAAGAAAGCUCUGGAGGUGCUCAGUCCAGCCCUGGAGAGAGACCAGCUGCCCCAGAGCAACCGGUCUGUCAACUCAGCUGCAUCCCAUCCCAGGAGUUCAAGAGCGCUUUGGAGGAGGCCUGCUCCGCCACUCAUCUAGACACACACAUCAACACCACCACAACAGCCGACCCCCUAAACAACAGCAGCUCAUGUGAAAGUGGGAAAGUGAAGGACUUGAGUAAUGAUGAGAGAAAAACAGCAGAGAUGGACCACAAGGAGCCAUGUCUCAAACAGGAGAGUCAGAAGAAAGAUAUUCCUGACUCAUUACCGGCAUCUUCACCUCAGGCAACAGACAUUUUUGCUGCGUCACCCUCUCAGGAGCAGGAGAAAGGCAUCAGUGAACACAGCAUACCGUUAGGUGUGGAGUUCAUCGUGCCAAGGACGGGGUUUUAUUGCAACCUGUGUGGUUUGUUUUACACCAGCGAACAAACAGCCAAGACGUCACACUGUCGCAGUACAAUUCACUACAGGAACCUACAGAAGUAUCUGUCGCAGCUGGCAGAGGAAAGUCUCUUGAACUUCCACACGGAGUCGCCAAACACUGAAUGAAGCUCACGUGAGACUAUCAGGACUGCACCACUGCUGGGAUUAUGCUGAGAGACACAAAACAAGGACGAAAGAGGAUGGGACACAAGGAGAACCAGAGCAAUUGGAUCCUCUGUGUGCUCUUCAUAGCAAUAUAAACUGUACUAAAGUUUUCAAGAGUUAAAAAUACCAGCUUAUUAAAUGUCAGAUACUUUAAAAGAGUAGUUCACUGAAAAAUGUAAGUUCCAAACACAUAUUACUUUUUGUUCUGUGAAAUAUAUAUAUCUUUUUUUUACAGUGGAAUUCAAGCAUUUUGUGGUUACGAAAUUUACAAAGCACCAUAAAAGUAUCAUAAAAGCAGUCCAUGCAACAUGUGCACUAUAUUGAUUUAGUUUCAUCAUUGGCAUGAUUCAGCUAAAAUAAGGGAAAUAAUCAGGGUUAUUGUCACAAACUAAAACCAUGAAUAUGUUACUUUUAACAAAUGUUAACUGAAAAAA